AUGGCGAAAACUGUCACUCCAAACGCCAUUUCUACCUUGUUUGCAAAUCCGUCUCCUGCUUCUUCAUCAGAUGUUCCUGAUAUCGUUGUUCAAGUUUUGGAUCUCCAUCCCAGCGGAAACAGAUACAUGUUCACUGCUAAUGAUGGAACGAAGAAGCUGAAGUCAAUUCUUCAGUCGAGUCUGUCCUCAGAGGUGCUUUCUGGGAAGAUUCAGAACCUUGGUCUUAUUCACGUCCUUGAUUAUACUCUCAAUGAUAUCCGCAAUGAGAAGUUCCUAAUUGUAACCAACUGUGAACCUGUUUCUCCCGCUCUUGAAGCGGAGAUAAAAAGUGAACAACCCAGUAUCACUUUGAAGCCAAAGACGGAAUCUGGUAUUGAUUUGAAGCCGAAGCAGGGUGUUGUUUCGAAAUCUGCUGCUCAGAUCGUGCACGAGCAACAUGGGAAUUUGGCUCCUGCUGCUAGAAUGGCUAUGACACGUAGGGUGCGUCCUCUAGUUUCUUUGAAUCCUUAUAUGGGUAGUUGGACAAUCAAGGUCAGUGUUACAAGCAAAGGAACCUUGCGUACAUAUAAGAAUGCUAGAGGAGAAGGAUGUGUAUUCAAUGUCGAGUUAACUGAUGAAGAUGGUACUCAGAUUCAAGCAACAAUGUUUAAUGAUGCGGCAAGGAAGUUUUAUGAGAAGUUUGUUAUGGGAAAGGUUUAUUAUGUUUCAAAAGGGACUUUGAAAGUUGCUAACAAACAGUUCAAAACUGUGCAAAAUGAUUAUGAGAUGACACUGAAUGAAAAUUCUGAGGUGGAAGAGGUUGCUAGUGAAGCUAGUUUUGUUCCGGAGACAAAAUUCAAUUUUGUCCCAAUUGAUCAGUUGGGUCCUCAUGUCAAUAAGUCAGAUCUUGUUGAUGUUGUUGGGAUUGUUAAGAAUGUGUCUUCAACAAUGAGCAUCAGAAGAAAGAGCAACAAUGAGACUGUUCCCAAGCGUGACAUUACUAUUGCAGAUGAAAGCAAGAAGACAGUUGUUGUGUCUUUGUGGGGUGAUCUUGCAACCAACAUAGGGCAAGAGUUGUUGGACAUGGCUGAUAAAUCUCCAGUAGUUGCAAUCAAAUCCGUGAAAGUUGGAGACUUUCAAGGUGUUUCUUUGUCAGCCAUAAGCAAAAGUUUGGUCCUGAUCGAUCCCGAAGUACCUGAAGCUCAGAAGCUCAGAUUCUGGUAUGACUCUGAAGGCAAGGAUACUGCAAUGGCUGCUUUAAGCUCUGGCUCAAUUACUUCCAGCGGUGGAAGUAGAUCGGUGUACUCUGACCGUGUUCCACUCUCUUACAUAACCUCCAACCCCUCCUUGGGGGAUGAGAAGCCUGUUUUCUUCAGUAUUAGAGGAUACAUAAAUUCCAUUAGGCCAGAUCAGGCAAUGUGGUAUCGUGCUUGUAAGACUUGCAAUAAGAAAGUCUCUGAAAGCAUUGAUGCUGGGUACUGGUGUGAAAGUUGCAUGAAAAAUGAUCAAGAGUGCAAUUUACGGUAUAUUAUGAUUGCUAGAUUUAUAGAUGAAAGUGGUGAGGCAUAUAUAUCAGCCUUUAAUGAAGAAGCUGAGAGACUCAUUGGGUGCUCUGCUGAUGAACUAGGCAACCUCAGAUCACAGGAGGGAGAAGAAAAUCCUUAUCAGAUGAAAUUGAAGCAAGCUACAUGGAUUCCACACCUCUUGCGAGUUAGUGUUUCUCAGAAUGAGUAUAAUAAUGAGAAGAGGCAAAGGAUAACAGCUCGAACAGUUGUCCCUGUUGACUUUGCUGUUGAGUCAAAGAUCCUUCUUGAAGACAUAUCAAAGAUGGUAGCCUCUCAUUAA
Messenger RNA from Vicia faba (fava bean), 1824 nucleotides. NCBI's taxonomy places the organism in Eukaryota, Viridiplantae, Streptophyta, Magnoliopsida, Fabales, Fabaceae. The record is from the annotation of a GenBank genome assembly.